CCUUUGUUGUCAUGUGAACGGCCAGCACGGGGUGGGGUCUUCUUCUGUCGGACUGGGAGCAGGGCCACGGGUCUUCUCAAUCACCUCUGUCAGUGAGGAGAGGUGCCGCUGGUUUGAUGUAGAUGGCUGGGAUCUUACGGCGAUGCUGGCCCUCUUGGCAGCUCGUCAGAGCGGUUGUGAUGAUCCGCUGCGAGUGAGGAGAGCCGAAUGUACGAGAAGGAUAGUAAACUUAGAAUUGAACAAAGACCGGGAUGUGCAGAGAAUCCAUGGAAGUGGAAUUAAUAGCCUUGACAUUGAUCCUGUUGAUGGAAAAUACAUGCUGUCCGGGGGAUCAGAUGGCAUAAUUGCAAUAUACGAUUUGGAGAAUGUCACUAAAAAACUACAGUAUACGUGCAAGGCCAUUUGUACAGUGGGCAGGUCCCAUAGCCAUGUGCACAAAUAUAGCGUGGAGACUGUUCAGUGGUAUCCUUGUGACACUGGCAUGUUUACAUCCAGCUCGUUUGAUAAAACUUUGAAAAUAUGGGACACAAACAGGCUUUUGCCUGCUGAAGUGUUCAGCUUUGAAGGAACAGUUUACUGUCAUCAUAUGUCACCAAUUGCAACCAAACACUGCCUGAUAGCUGUUGGUACCAAGAAUCCUAAAGUACAGCUUUGUGAUCUUAAAUCUGGAUCCUGCACUCACAUUCUGCAAGGCCACAGAGGUGAAAUAUUAUCUGUGAAAUGGUCACCACGCUAUGAGCACAUCCUUGUAACAGCGAGUGCUGAUAGCAAAGUUAGGAUCUGGGAUGUGCGAAAAGCUUCUGGGAGUUUAAUUUUGCUCGAUCAACAUAAUGGUGAAAUUGCUAAAUCAUCUUCAGAGGCAGCAAAUACUGCUCAUAAUGGACGUGUUAAUGGUCUGUGCUUUACUAGUGAUGGGCUUCACCUUUUAACUAUUGGCACAGAUGAUCGCAUGAGACUCUGGAAUAGUUCCACAGGACACAAUACUUUGGUAAAUUAUGGAAGGGUAUCUAAUGAAAGCCGUAAAGGUCUCAAGUUUACCGUAUCCACUGGAUGCAGCCCAGAUUUUGCUUUUGUUCCUGUUGACAGUUGUAUUGCUGUGUAUGACAUCUACUCUGGACAACUGCUAACUGAACUCCGAGGACAUUAUAAUUAUGUAAACUGCUGCACAAUUCAGUCUGAUUUCCAAGAACUUUACAGUGGUGGCAGUGAUGUUAAUAUUUUAGCGUGGAUUCCUGAUCUUGGACGAACAAGUGUGGAAAAUGAUGAACCUAAAGGGUCUGCAGUUGGGACUUCUCAGAGCCUCACCUUCCAGGAUGAUUGGAGCAGCAGUGAUGAAGAAAACUGAAAUACAGUUUCCUGUCUCGGAGCAUCAAAAAGCUCUUAAUGUCGAUUGGGACCUUUGCUGUCUCGCGUGCUCAUGCUGGCAGCAACUACAAUGGCCUGUCAGCCCGGAUCCUCGACAAAAUUUUAAUAAUUUGGCCGAAACUUGGCUAUGUUUUGGAGUUUUACUGUGAUCUGUCCAAGAGUCCUGUGUGAGGCUGUGCAGCUGCCCUCACUCAAGUAGUGUUCCCCAAGCUCAGUCGGUGUGGUGAGGGUGUCGACUCCAAUCGGAAUAUCCUGUAAUUCAUAAGCUCCACUUGCCACUUUUUCUAAUAACAAGGCCAGCUGUAGUGUCUGCUCAAAGUCCAGUUGUGCUUCAGCUAGUAGACACUUUUGCAUGGUCACCCCAUUUAUCUCUCAGCAUCUCACUUCAGGUUAAACCAAAAUCUCAUGCCUCUGCUAGUAAUCUUAACCUCACCAAAUAUCACAAUACAAGUUCCCCUAGUUCUCGAACUGUCAAGUAAAACCGAUAGUGUCUCAGAAUUAGAGAAGGCUUGUUCAUAAUAUUCCUUAGCUAAAUCUGUUAACUCUUGAAAGGUAUUAGUGCGUGGUACCUCAGGGAAAGUAGGCUCUUAACUGAAAAAGCUGCGGGUCCACAUGCUGUCAGGAUGAUUAAUUGUCGCUUUUUGACUACCCCAAUAGCAAUUGCCUGGAAAAAAGUAACGCCUUCUUUCCACAUACUGGGCCAAAUCAACGGCAGGAUCAAACAAGUCAAGCUUCCCAAAUAGUAGCAUAAUGCCAGAAAUGCGUACCCCAAUUCACAGACAACUAUUGUGAGUGAAUCUCUUCAGGGGCCUAUUUUUCUCUCACUGCUACUGAAAUAACUCCAUAAGGGCCAAUAUCCCAUCACCCUUUAUUUACCUGUGCAUAGUACAUGACACUGUCCUAGCUAGCGCAGAUCCAGUUCCUAGAUUGAGUAGAACCCCUGACGUUCCUGUUUGUUUUUAUUCCUGAGUGAAGAGGAUGCCUGACACUCGGGUUUAUUUUUAUUUUUUUUAAUUACCCCCCACACUCCCGCGUAACUGCAGUAGUGCUUAUUAUUUUUUUCCCCUAGCACCCAUAUUGUGACGUUCCUCUUUGUACCUGUCAUCUAUGAUUCCCUGAUUGGGGCUGUUAACCUGGUCCAGUCAGGAAACUCCUAUUCUAUGAAAUCCACCUGACAGACUUUGUUCCAGUCAUGAGACUUAUCGUAAAAGCGGUUCCGAGCAACACUGAUCUAACAUAAUUGCAUUUCACAUGCAGCUUGAUGGUGAAAAGUGUUUAAGACUGAACUUUUAAAUGCAAAUAAAAUAAAACAAGGAAAUCAUGGAAGCUUUGAACAGAUAUUUUGCCUAUUUUAAACAAGAUAAAAUUUCUUGAAAAUCCAAAUGCAAAGUGGAGAGAGGAAAGUAAAACAAUUAUCAAGGUCAUGGAUAAGCUGCUGGAGAAAUUUGUACUAUCUAAUAUAUGUUAUAAUCUUCCAAAAUUCUUUAGGGUUAGGAUGGAUCUCAACAGAUUGGCAAUUCGCAAAUGUAGCACUCAUUUAAGAAAGAAAGGAAGUGGGAAGCUUCCAUCAUUAAGGAGGUUUCAGCCAGAUACUAAGAAAAUCACAAUGGGAUCAGGAAGAAUUAAUGUGAUUUUGUGGAAGGGUGUCAAGUUUAAUUCAUUACAGUUCUUUGACAAAGCAAGAAAUAAGACAGAUAAAAAGGAAUCUGUAGUUGUUGCACAGAUGAAUUUCCAAAAGACAUUUGAUAAGGUACCAGAUGAAUUGAAUAGAGAAUGGAAUACAAUAAAUAUUAAAGUUUAGUUCACAAAAUAACAGCCAGUUGUGUCGAGAGUAACAUUCACGUUGAUAAGGGACUGGUUAGGCAACCGGAAACAAUCAAGAUAAAUGUGGCUUUUCUUGGCUUGACAAGCGAUAAUUUGUAAGGAUCAGUUUUGGGACCACAAUUACUUUCAAUCGAAAUCAAUGUCAUGGAUAAGGGGACCAAAUAUAUGGUAGCAAAAUUUACUGCUCAUGACAAGAUAGUGAGAAAAAGAAACUGUUAAAAUGAGGUAGAUAGCUGUAAAAGCAUAUAUUUAGUUUAUGUUCAUGGAGUAAUGAAAUGACAGAGUAUAAUGUAGGAAAAAUGUCACAGAAUGAUCAAUGUUGACAAAGCAGAAUAAAGCCCUUUGGCCCAUUGCAUCACCCCAGUCAAAAAUGACCACCUAACUAUUCUAAUCCUUUUUCCAGCACUUGGCCCAUGCCCUUGCAUGCCUUGGUAUUGUGAGGGCAUAACCAAAUAUUUCUUAAAUAUUAUGAGAGUUUCUGCUUCUACCCCCUUACAGCCAGUGACUCCAGAUUUCCACCACCCUCCAGAUGAAAAAGUGUUUCCUCACAGCUCCUGUAAACCUUCUGCUCCUUACCUUAAAUCUAUGCUUCCUGGUCAUUGAUUGCUGUAUCAAGGGGAAAUGGUUUUUUUCCCAUUAACCCUCUCCAUGCCCUCAUAAUUUUACACACCUCAUCACGUCCCUUCUUCCACCUCCUCUGCUGAAAGGAAAACAAUCCCAGUCUGUCCAAUCUCUCUUCAUAGCUGAAACUCUCCAGUCCAGGAAAUACUCUGGUAAACAUCUUUUGGACCCUGUUCAGUGCUAUCACAUUCUUCCUAGAAUGUGAAUUCCAAAACUGCACACAGUACAUCAGCUGUGGUCUGACCAAUGUUUUACACAAUUCCAGCAUAACCUGAGUGUUUUUAAGCUCUAUGUCUUAAUAAAGGCAAGAAUGCCAAAUGCCUUUUAAACCACUUUUUAUUGACCUAUACUACUACCUUAAGGGACCAGUGACAGAGGUUUUAAUAUAGAUAUGGAAGGAUCUUGAUGCACUGGUACAUUCAAUCACAAUGUUAGCAUGCAGGUACUACAAGUCAACAAACAGGAAGACAAAUGCUGUCUUUUAUUCUGAGAGGAAUGGAAUGUAAAAACAGAAAAACGUUUAGUAAAGAUGUACAGGGCAUUAAUGAUAUCAUGUCUGGAGUAGUGUAGAGUUUUGAUCUCCUUAUUUGAAUAAGAUGAUAAUUGUGUUUUGACAGCAUUCUCCAAAUAUUUCAAUUGUUCUAAAAUUUCCAUUGCUGAAUGUAUCAAUGAGGGUCAACAGACUUAUUCUGUGUUUUGUGGAGGUUAAACAUCUUUGAGUAUGCAAAUCUUCAGUAAUACUCAAUGUUUGAAUAUUGAGAGUUAUUUCACCUGUUUUACUUUGAAACACAAUAAAAUACAAAAUUAAAAUGUUUGUUUCAGGAUAAUAAAAGCAGCUGUUAAGUA
Hemiscyllium ocellatum (epaulette shark) is the source of this 4656-nucleotide messenger RNA. It is a transcript of the gene ercc8, whose product is annotated as excision repair cross-complementation group 8. Gene Ontology annotation, molecular function: protein binding. Lineage: Eukaryota; Metazoa; Chordata; Chondrichthyes; Orectolobiformes; Hemiscylliidae. The record is from RefSeq and is a predicted model, not a curated record. Gene Ontology annotation, cellular component: nucleotide-excision repair complex; Cul4A-RING E3 ubiquitin ligase complex. Gene Ontology annotation, biological process: protein polyubiquitination; transcription-coupled nucleotide-excision repair; proteasome-mediated ubiquitin-dependent protein catabolic process. The transcript is spliced from 13 exons. Bases 143 to 1345 code for a protein of 400 amino acids.